This is a messenger RNA of Tauraco erythrolophus (red-crested turaco), 1612 nucleotides long. The record is from RefSeq and is a predicted model, not a curated record. NCBI's taxonomy places the organism in Eukaryota, Metazoa, Chordata, Aves, Musophagiformes, Musophagidae.
AUGCAAGCAGCGAGAUGUCCCACGGAUGAACUGUCAUUAACCAACUGUGCUGUGGUGAAUGAGAAGGACUUCCAGUCUGGGCAACAUGUUGUUGUGAAGACUUCUCCCAACCACAAAUACAUCUUCACGCUGAGAACCCAUCCCUCGGUUGUUCCUGGCAGCAUCGCGUUCAGCCUGCCCCAGAGGAAAUGGGCCGGACUUUCCAUCGGACAAGAGAUAGAUGUUUCCUUAUACACUUUCGACAAGGCUAAGCAGUGUAUUGGCACAAUGACAAUCGAGAUCGAUUUUCUGCAGAAGAAGAGCAUUGACUCCAACCCCUACGACACGGACAAGAUGGCUGCUGAAUUCAUCCAGCAGUUCAACAGCCAGGCCUUCUCCGUGGGCCAGCAGCUUGUGUUCAGCUUUAAUGACAAGCUUUUCGGCCUCUUGGUAAAGGACAUGGAAGCCAUGGACCCCAGCAUUCUCAAAGGAGAGUCUGGAGCCAGCAAAAAGCAGAAGAUUGACGUUGGUUUGGUUCUUGGAAACAGUCAAGUUGCCUUUGAAAAAGCUGAGAACUCCUCUCUCAAUCUGAUCGGUAAAUCAAAGACCAAGGAGAACCGCCAGUCAAUCAUCAACCCAGACUGGAAUUUUGAGAAAAUGGGCAUCGGGGGUCUCGACAAAGAAUUCUCAGAUAUUUUCCGGCGAGCUUUUGCUUCUCGAGUUUUUCCACCCGAAAUUGUGGAGCAAAUGGGCUGCAAGCACGUGAAGGGCAUUCUCUUGUACGGCCCCCCAGGCUGCGGCAAAACGCUGAUGGCCAGGCAGAUCGGCAAGAUGCUCAACGCCAGGGAACCCAAGGUGGUCAACGGGCCAGAAAUCCUCAACAAGUACGUGGGCGAAUCCGAGGCCAACAUCCGCAAGCUGUUUGCUGAUGCAGAAGAGGAGCAAAGAAGGCUUGGAGCAAACAGCGGCGUGCAUAUCAUCAUUUUUGAUGAGAUUGAUGCAAUCUGCAAGCAGAGAGGAAGCAUGGCGGGUAGCACUGGCGUCCACGAUACUGUUGUAAACCAGUUGCUGUCUAAAAUUGAUGGAGUAGAGCAGCUCAACAACAUCCUAGUGAUUGGAAUGACCAACAGACCUGACCUGAUUGAUGAGGCUCUGCUGAGACCGGGAAGGCUGGAGGUGAAAAUGGAGAUUGGCUUGCCGGACGAGAAGGGUCGGUUUCAGAUUCUUCACAUCCACACGGUACGGAUGCGGGAGCACCAGCUGCUGGCUGAAGAUGUGGACAUUGCAGAACUGGCAGUUGAGACUAAAAACUUCAGUGGUGCUGAAUUAGAAGGUUUAGUUCGAGCUGCUCAGUCUACUGCGAUGAACAGACACAUUAAGGCCAGCAACAAGGUCGAAGUGGAUAUGGAGAAGGCAGAGAGCUUGCGUGUGACGAGAGGAGACUUCUUUGCGUCUUUGGAGAAUGAUAUCAAACCAGCGUUUGGAACCAAUCAGGAAGACUAUGCAAGCUAUAUCAUGAACGGUAUUAUUAAGUGGGGUGAUCCAGUAACAAGGGUAUUGGAUGAUGGAGAGCUGCUUGUUCAGCAAACUAAGAACAGUGACCGCACUCCUUUGGUUAGCGUUCUUCUAGAAG